AUGCGCCUGAAAAAGCUUGACUUCCCCAAACAAACUCUCCGACCAAAAAGCCAUCAAGAGACGGUUAGCCUGGGGCCUGAAGGCAGGCAGCACCAUUCCCUGCUUGUUGUCAUUGAGACGGCAGCCGUCCCGGAGCUGCGGCACACUUCCUUCCAGCAACAGACCUCCUGGGAGCAUCUGGGAGGGCAGAAGCACAGAAAGAAGGAGGUGGCCCAGAAGACAGGCAUGCAGCCCAACGGCAGCUCGCGGGGGGUGCAGGCGCAGCUCCGCUGUGACCUAUGCGCCGGGUCCUGGACCUCCCCCCGCCUGCACGCUGAGGGUUCCCUGAACUGCCACCUCCACUGGGCUCCCCUGCAUGCCCUGGGGCUCACAGUGAACAAACUGGGCUCAGAACCAGUUAUGUGGGUACCAGGAGAUGAAGGUGGCAUCCUUUCGCCCUCCCCUGUGGCCCUGCCUGCCCUGCGUGCGAAGCCCCAGCUGUCCGCGCUGACCCGCGGGCCUCCUGAGCCACAGGCAGCAGCCUGCCGACCCCAGAGGGAGAAACCAACCCCACCCAAAUCGGAGGGUCCCGGAGCACCCGCCCGAGGAGACUCGGAGGAAGCUCCACAGGGCUGCUCUGAUGCGCAGCCAGUGGGGCCAGAAUAUGUGGAGGAGGUAGGUGGAGGCAGGUGUGCAGCGCUUCGCUUCCAUUGCAAGCUGUGCCAGUGCAGUUUCAACGACCCUAAUGCCAAGGACCUGCACGUGACGGGGCGGCGGCGGCGGCGGCGGCUGCAGUACCGGAAGAAAGUGAACCCCAACCUUCCCAUCGCCACAGAGCCCAGCAGCCGGGCUCGGAGGCUCCUGGAAGAACGGAUAAGGAAGCGGCGGCGCCUGGCGGAGGAGCGGCUGGAGGAGCUGCGGCGCUGGCACGCGGAGAGGAGGCGGCUGGAGGAGGAGCCACUGCUCCAGGACGAGGAGUCCCAUGCGCUGCCACACACGUCGCCCGACCGGCCCCCGCCUCUGCUCAAGGGCAGGCCGGGGCCACCUGCCAGCGCCCCAUUCCUGCCCAGGCGGUGGCUGGCGUCCAGUGAGGACCGGCAGGUCAUGUGCGGGCAUGCCGCCAUCUACCCCACGGAGCAGGAGCUCCUGGCUGUGCAGAGGGCCGUGUCCCACGCCAAGCGGGCCCUCAAGCUGGUGUCCGACACGCUGGCCGAGGAGGACCACAGGCACUAAGAGGGAGAGAGCGGCACGUGCAGCAGCGUGGCCCCCCAGGCUCGGGUCCUGAAAGGAGUCAUGCGGGUAGGCAUCCUGGCCAAGGGCCUCCUCCUGCGUGGGGACAGGAACGUGUGUCUCGCCCUGCUCUGCUCCGUGAAGCCCACGCACGGCCUGCUGCGAAGGAUUGCGCAGCAGCUUCCCCGGCAGCUCCAGAUGGUGACCGAGGAUGAGUAUGAGGUCUCCUCCGACCCCGAAGCCAACAUUGUCAUCUCCUCCUGCGAGGAGCCCAGGAUGCAGGUCACCGUAUCCGUCACCUCACCCCUGAUGCGGGAGGACCCCUCCACGGACCCAGGUGUGAAGGAGCCACAGGCUGACCCAGGUGACGUCCUGAGCCGGGAGAGGUGCCUGGAGUCCCUGGCCGCCCUCUGUCAUGCCAGGUGGUUUCAGGCUCGAGCCAGCGGCCUGCAGCCAUGUGUGAUCGUCAUCAGGGUCCUGUGAGACCUCUGCCGGAGCGUGCCCACCUGGGGGGCCCUGCCAGCCUGGGCCCUGGAGCUGCUGGUGGAGAAGGUUGUGAACACCGUGGCUGGGCCCCUGGGCCCCGGGGACGCAGUGAGGCGGGUCCUGGAGUGCGUGGCCACAGGGACGCUCCUGCCAGAUGGCCCCGGGCUCCAGGAUCCCUGUGAGAGAGACCACACAGACGCCCUCAAGUCCAUGACCCUCCAGGAGCGGGACGACGUGACCACCAGCGCCCAGCGUGCCCUGCGAAUGCUGGCCUUCCGGCAGACACACAAAGUCCUGGGCAUGGAUCUCCUGCCGCCCAGACCCCGGCUCGGAGCCUGCUUCUGGAAGAGGCGGCAGGGGCCUGGUGAGGCCGAGGAGGGCUCAGGGGAGAGGAAGCAGGGCCGGAGGGGCAGAGAAGGCAGAGAGGGGCUCAUGUGA
Molecule: messenger RNA, 2133 nt
Organism: Saimiri boliviensis boliviensis (Bolivian squirrel monkey)
Lineage: Eukaryota; Metazoa; Chordata; Mammalia; Primates; Cebidae
Source: RefSeq, a predicted model, not a curated record